Molecule: messenger RNA, 7398 nt
Organism: Phyllopteryx taeniolatus (common seadragon)
Lineage: Eukaryota; Metazoa; Chordata; Actinopteri; Syngnathiformes; Syngnathidae
Product: serine/threonine-protein kinase TAO1-like
Exons: 21
Coding region: 2424-5453 (1009 amino acids)
Biological process (GO): execution phase of apoptosis; protein phosphorylation
Molecular function (GO): protein kinase activity; ATP binding
Source: RefSeq, a predicted model, not a curated record
GCUAGGCGAAAGUUACUGUCGCGCUUUCUCUCUGACAGCUUUCAAAAUGACCCCCGGCGAUCAUUUCGUCACAUUGGCCGUUUGCUUGUGUGCGUAUUGGACUGUGCGUGUGUGAAACGGGGACGCACGGCGUGGAUGUGCCAGGCAAAAUGGAACCGUUGCGGAUUGUUGUGCUAACGGCUACGUUAGCGAGCUAAUCCGCUUUCUUAUCCCGGGGGAGCUAGCUAGCUAGCUAGCUAGCUAGUUAGCUAGCUUGCUUGCUUGCUUGCUUGCCUGCCUGCCACUCCCUCAACACCGCACAACACUCGGCUUCAGGGGGCUUCAUGUGACGUUGGGGGGGCGGGGGGGCUUGUGUUUAUUCACGGGGACCUACGUCACUCCACAGGGAAAAUACAGUAAGGUGUUGUUUUCCUGAUCCGUUUUCUAAAAGUCAGCCAUCAGUGACACCAUGUUCUCAUAGUGCUGAGCGAUAUGGUCUUGGGCAAAAUGGACUUUUUAGUGUUUUCAUAUAAACAGUUGUGGGCAUGGAGUGCCGAACUAAACACUAAGUUCCGGAAAUGCAUCUGGGAGCGAGACUUUUUUCACCGAUUAGGGUUUCAAGCCUUGGUUAGGCUUCCAAAAUAUGGUUUGGGUUUCCAAGUAGCGUUUGUAGCCAGCUUUCAGCUUCCCAAAUGGUGUUUCCACUAACCAGAGUUACAGUUUCAAGUUUGGAUUAUCUAGCCUAAAUUGCGCUUCACAAUUAGGGUUUCAAAGUAGGAUUGCAAGCCAGAAGAAUUACAAAAGAGGGUUUCAAGCCAGAGUUUGGCUUCCGAGUUCAGGUUUUUCAACGUUUUGGGUUUCAAGUUUAAUGCGGUUCGACUCUGUGAUGAAAUGCCACAGCCGACCUUACUAAAUCCAGCCUGUUGGUUGUUAUGGUAACAAAGGCCCGGCUCGCCAUUGGCCCAGCGCUAUUUUGUAGUGGGAUCAGCGCUGGCGUACUGUCCCAAAAAGCAGCCCAUUUCAACACGGCAAAAAAUACAUGUGUGUGCUUGUUGACCCUUGACCCCACAGACAUGUUAUCAAGACACCUGCGAAGUGUUUUCAAUUUCUAAAGUAGCGAUUGCAGCAUGUUAUCGCUAAAACACGUAAUACGCACGCAAAUUGUACGAUUAUGCUCACAUAGUUAAACAUUUUGAUGACCGUGGGUGGCGACUGUGUUACGUUACCACGGUAACAGCGUUGCAGGAAGCUGCGCUUGUUGUCGUCGUGCGAGCACGCUUCCAAUCACCAUCUGUAUGCCCGUGAGGAUGAGUGAGCUGGAGGACUGAAGAUUGAUGAUGGUGACCAAGGUGACAAUGAUGAUGUCAUCAGGCCCCCCCCCCCCCACACACACACACACUCGUGUUGUUGACGUGAUUGACAGCCGUCAUGCCGAGACGAGAACGAAUGUCGCGCCACGUGAGCUCGAGGACUGACAUGCUUUUUGCUUUCCCUUUUUUUUCUUUGUGUGUUUUUGGGGUUGUGAGGUCACCACAUUCCUUUCCCAGCGCAAAAGUGUGAUGAUGAUGAUGAUGAUGAUGAUGAUGAUGAUGAUGACGAUGACGACGACCGUUGAACAGGAUAUCGUCCAAGUGGGAAAUUGUCAAAGAGGAGAUGUUACAACACUUGACAAAAAGUUGACACGUCCAAUAGAGUUAAGCGAUUUGCUCAAAAGCCAACACUUUAGAUUGGUUACUAAUUGUAAAAUAAUAGCAAAAUAAAUCACAGAUUGAUUUGUGAAAAAUGCCAGCGAUAUAUUUGAAUGUACUAGUUGUAGACGUGGCGGCACGGCGUACCCCGCCUCCUGCCCGAUGAUAGCUGGGAUAGACUCCGGCACGCCCGCGACCCGCGUCAGGAGGAGCGGCUCAGAAAAUGGACGGAUGGAUAGUUGUAGACGUCACAAUGAUGAUAAAACAGCUAAGACAAGCGUGUGUUGACAGUAAUGAGAUAUGGGCGUGGCUUCUUAAGCAUUUUUUUAGCAUGGUUAGCCUGUAGCAUUGUGAUUAAAAUCUCAUAAAAUGCAGAAAGUGAAAUCAUGUCUCGCCUCCUGUGUAGAAAUGAGGGUGGCCGUUUUUCCAUUGUGGUCUGAUGACGUCUGAGGCUGACGGGUUAGCCAGGAAACAAGCAGCCCCCCCCCCAAAAAAAAAACCAACUUCAUCCUUCAAUCCAUUUUCUGAGCCUGACGCCCACGUCGCUCAGCGGGCCGGGCCCCGCCUUUUACAGCUGUACACGCACAAAAGUCACAAGUCACAGAUACUACAUUGGAAGGCGUCCACGCGCGCAUCCCCGUGGCGCCGCCGUAUCCUCCGAUGAGCGCGGGGCCGCUCCGCCGUAGCUCAGCAGCCUCAGCGUCGCGCGGCCGAGUCCUCGCGGGGGUCGCCCCGGGACCCCUCUAGCCGGCCGGCAUGCCGUCGUCGGCUCGGGCGGGGAGCCUGAAGGACCCCGAGGUGGCCGAGCUCUUCUUCAAGGAAGACCCCGAGAAGCUCUUCUCCGACCUGCGCGAGAUCGGCCAUGGCAGCUUCGGCGCCGUCUACUUUGCACACGACGUGCGCACCAACGAGGUGGUGGCCAUCAAGAAGAUGUCGUACAGCGGGAAGCAGUCCAACGAGAAGUGGCAGGACAUCAUCAAGGAAGUGAAGUUCCUCCAGAGGAUCCGACACCCCAACAGCAUCGAGUACAAAGGAUGUUACCUGCGCGAGCACACGGCCUGGCUGGUGAUGGAGUAUUGCCUGGGCUCGGCCUCUGACCUCCUGGAAGUUCACAAGAAGCCUCUGCAAGAAGUGGAGAUCGCCGCCAUUACCCACGGUGCACUGCAGGGGCUGGCCUACCUGCAUUCGCACAACAUGAUCCACAGGGACGUGAAGGCGGGAAACAUCCUGCUGACGGAGCCGGGGCAGGUCAAACUGGCCGACUUUGGCUCCGCCUCCAUCGCCUCGCCCGCCAACUCCUUCGUGGGGACGCCGUACUGGAUGGCGCCCGAGGUGAUCCUGGCCAUGGACGAGGGCCAGUACGACGGGAAGGUGGACGUCUGGUCUUUAGGCAUUACGUGUAUAGAACUAGCCGAGAGGAAGCCGCCCUUGUUUAACAUGAACGCCAUGAGUGCCUUAUACCACAUAGCGCAGAACGAGAGUCCCACGCUGCAGUCCAGCGAAUGGACGGAUUACUUCUGCAACUUCAUCGACUCUUGCCUGCAGAAAAUCCCGCAGGACCGCCCGCACUCGGACGACAUGCUCGGCCACGCGUUCCUGCAGCGCGAGCGUCCCGACUCGGUCCUGAUGGACCUCAUCAUGAGGACCAAGGACGCCGUGCGCGAGCUGGACAACCUGCAGUACCGCAAGAUGAAGAAGAUCCUCCUGCAGGAGGCCCACAACGGACCCGCGCCAGAAGCCCCCGACCCAGACGAGGAGCUGGAGGCGGGCGGCGGGCGCACGGGCACGGUGAACAGCGUGGGCAGCAACCAGUCCACCCCCAGCAUGUCCAUCAGCGCCAGCUCGCAGAGCAGCUCCGUCAACAGUCUCAACGACGCGGCGACGGCGGCGGCGCACGACAGCCGCAGCGAGCUCGAGCUCAUGGACGGAGACCACACCGUCAUGUCCAACAGCUCCGUCAUACGCCUCAAGCCCGACGAAGAGGGGGAGACGUUCUCGGGGGAGCAGGCGUCCGGCGCUCAGCCUUCGGAGGCUUCGGCGGCGGCGGCGGCGGGGGCGGCUCCCAGGAAGCAUCAGCGCAACAGAGAGCACUUCGCCACCAUCCGCACCGCCUCCCUGGUGACACGCGAGAUGCAGGAGCACGAGCAGGACUCGGAGCUGCGCGAGCAGAUGUCGGGCUACAAGCGCAUGCGGCGGCAGCACCAGAAGCACCUGAUGGCGCUGGAGAACAAGCUGAAGGGCGAGAUGGACGAGCACCGGCUGCGCCUGGACAAGGAGCUGGACGGCCAGAGGAGCGGCUUCGCCCAGGAGAUGGACAAGCUGCUCAAGAAGCACCACGCCGCCCUCGACAAGGACCUGAAGACGUUCAGCAACGACGAGAAGAAGUUCCACCAGCACAUUCAGGUGCAGCAGAAGAAGGAGCUCAGCAGCUUCCUGGAGUCGCAGAAGCGCGAGUACAAGCUGCGCAAGGAGCAGCUCAAAGAGGAGUUGAGCGAGAACCAGUCGACUCCGAAGAAGGAGAAGCAGGAGUGGUUGUCCAAGCAGAAGGAGAACAUCCAGCACUUCCAGGCUGAGGAGGAGGCCAACCUGCUGAGGAGGCAGAGACAGUACCUGGAGCUGGAAUGUCGGCGCUUCAAGCGCAGGAUCCUCAUCGCCAGGCACAACGUGGAGCAGGACCUCGCCCGAGAGGAGCUGAACAAGCGUCAGACGCAGAAGGACCUGGAGCACGCCAUGCUCCUCAGGCAUCACGAGUCCAUGCAGGAGCUGGAGUUCCGGCACCUGGCCGCCAUCCAGAAGGCUCGCGCCGAGCUCAUCCGCACGCAGCACCAGACGGAGCUGACCAACCAGCUGGAGUACAACAAGAGGAGAGAACGAGAGCUGAGGCGCAAACACUUCAUGGAGGUCCGGCAGCAGCCCAAGAGCCUCAAGUGUAAGGAGCUCCAGAUCAAGAAGCAGUUCCAGGAGACGUGCAAGACUCAGACUCGUCAGUACAAAGCUCUGCGCAACCAUCUUCUGGAGAGCACGCCCAAGUGCGAGCACAAGGCGGUGCUGAAGAGGCUGAAGGAGGAGCAGACGCGCAAGUUGGCCAUCCUGGCAGAGCAGUACGACCACUCCAUCAACGACAUGCUCUCCACGCAGGCCCUGCGUCUGGACGAGGCUCAGGAGGGCGAGUGUCAGGUUCUGCGCAUGCAGCUGCAGCAGGAACUGGAACUGCUCAACGCCUACCAGAGCAAAAUCAAAAUGCAGACGGACGCUCAGCACGACAAAGAGAGGCGAGACCUGGAGCAGCGAGUCAGCCUCAGGAGGGCGCUGCUGGAGCAGAAGAUCGAGGAGGAGAUGCUCUCUCUUCAGAACGAGCGUUUGGAGCGCAUCCGUUCUCUCCUGGAGCGGCAGGCCCACGAGAUCGAAGCCUUCGACUCAGAGUCCAUGAGGUUGGGCUUCAGCAACAUGGUCCUGGCCAACGUCGCCCCCGACUCACAAGGGGGCUGGGGCGGCGGCGGGGGGACCCCGGGGGGCGGCCACUGGCCCGCCGGAGGAGGCCAUCGCGGUCACCACCACCAGGGCGGCCCCCGGCAGCCCUGGGCCCAGCCCGCCGUGGCCGGGGCGCCGCCCCCCUGGAGCCUCCAUCCCCCGGCGGGCGGCGGCCAGAGGGGGGGCGCGGGGGCCGGGGUGGUGAGGAACAGUCCCCAGGCCCUGAGGAGGACGUCAUCGGGAGGGAGGGGCGAACAGAGCAUGAGCAGAAGCGCGAGCAUCGCCUCCAACGCCUCGCACCUCUCCUACACAUGACGCGCACCUGACAUCGCCAUGGCAACACAAGGGUCACCCACCGCGUGGCUCGCAGGAAGUGGCGGAAACUCAAAAGCUGGAUCCGAGAUAGAUUCAAGUCAGCGUCACGCUGGUAUCGUGUCUGCUCGGUAGGGAUGGGCGAAGACGGCCUUAUUUCGAGUGAUCCGGUACUCGGUAAGGCUGCCGAUGCCAGCCACCGACACGUCAGGCAAAAUUAAUCUGACAUUGACUUAGUCCUCCUCGCCGGCGAGUCGUCGUGUGCUUCCAAAAGGUCACAGUCAUGUCAUUGUGUUCGUUGGAAUUUGAUGUAUCCAAAGUACGAGCGGUAUCGGAGAGUAUUCAAGAGCGACUACUCCAACUGCUAUCGGUCUGAAAAAAAGCGCUAUCAAACAUCCCUACUAGAAGCUAAGAGCACUAUGCUAGCCACUUGGUAGCAUCAUGCUAGUGUCAUGUCUGCCAUUUUAGCACCAUGCUAAAGCCAUUUCAAUGUCAUGACUGCCAUGUUAGUGCGAUGUCAGUGCCAUGCUAAUCUCUCGUUAACGCCGUAUUAGCGUUUUUUCUGUCAUGUUAGCAUCAUGCUAGUGUUAUACUAAGUGUCAUGUAUGCCGAGAUAGCAUCAUAGUAGCGUCCUUGCUGCCAUUUUAGUGUUACAUGACUGUUAGCCACUUGUUAGUUAUUUGCUAGUUUCCGUUCAGCGUCAUGUCUGCCAAACUAGCAUCAGGGUCGCGCGAGUCUCCUGUUAGCGUCCCGUCGGUUUGUGUGGGGGAAAAAGACGACGUUUAGGCAGAGCUAGCGUAGCGAACAGCUAACCGUGUCGUUCCGAUGUUAGCUGUUGACUUUCCGCUAAGUCCUGCGUUAGCCUCAUUCACAGCAACACCCUAAGAACACGUCGAUAGGGCGUGAUGCAUUUGUUUUUACAAUUUGAAAAGAAUUCCCAAGUCUGUGGCAUAUUUUGGUCACUUAUGCCACGAAAAUGCCGAAUGUCGUCGAGCCUUUCUGCCGAGUCACUGGCUGAGAAACUCAAAUGUAUUUUGCGACAAAAAUGGCUCACAUAUUUGCACAGAAAAGAUGGAAACGUUGACGGAAUGUCAAUUUUGCAACAGAAACGACAUUUGGCAACAAAAAAACAAGAAUGCUGGAUUUUGCGAUGGAAUACUGCGCUGCAAAAUGACGAGACGGCGGCGACAACUUGCUUGUUUUACUUGAACUGUAAAACAAAACAUUUGGACUCAAGUCGUUUUUGCGUCCUAUGCGCAGGAGGCCAUGCUGUGAUUGGCUGCUGUGCUCCUCCUACCUUCCUAGCUUCUGAUUUCCAUAGCUUCCUUCCAUCCCACCAUCCUAGUUUCUUUCCCGCCGAGCUUCCUAGCUUCUGAUUUUCCUACAUCCUACUUUGUUAGCCUCCUCGCUUCCUAGUUUCUGACCUUCUUCCCCUACGACCCUCCUAAGUUCCAAUCCUUCCCUGUCGUGACGCCCUGCUCCGCGUCACCUUCCUCACCAUCCGCCACGCCCUCCCCGCCCCCUGGCAACAAAAUCAAGACAGAAUCUGUUAGCGGCUUUCUCCUGUCAAUCAAAGUGUAAAUAUGUACAUGAAGAUAACAAUCGAGUGAUGUCACGGGUGCAAUGUACAGUCAAACAUGUUCAUAUUGUAAAUCGUGUCAAAGAUUUAACGGGAAAUCUACGGACAAAACAACGGCGACAUCUGCUAGCUUGCGCGCUCGCCCAAACCAAUCGGCGCGUCUGUUGUGGCCCCGCCCCCCCCAAGCUGUGCUGAAGCGCGUCCCGUAUUCUUUGCUGUCGUCGGUGGAAGCAGAAAAUGGGACGGAAGGUCACGUUGCGCAAGAGACAAGUUGAGAAGAUGAGAAGGAAAUGUUGCCAUUGGCUUUGUUUCUGUUGGAAGAGGGCGACUGGAUAAAGAAUUCUGUGUAAUAAAGUCCUUUUUUUUUUA